This is a messenger RNA of Pectinophora gossypiella (pink bollworm), 6133 nucleotides long. RefSeq names its product putative 1-phosphatidylinositol 3-phosphate 5-kinase (gene fab1). The record is from RefSeq and is a predicted model, not a curated record. The transcript is spliced from 31 exons. Gene Ontology annotation, cellular component: endosome membrane. Gene Ontology annotation, molecular function: metal ion binding; ATP binding; 1-phosphatidylinositol-3-phosphate 5-kinase activity. Gene Ontology annotation, biological process: intracellular signal transduction; phosphatidylinositol phosphate biosynthetic process. NCBI's taxonomy places the organism in Eukaryota, Metazoa, Arthropoda, Insecta, Lepidoptera, Gelechiidae. Bases 122 to 5212 code for a protein of 1696 amino acids.
UAAUGCAGUCAGUCAUUAUAUUUCUGUUGACAGCUGAUAGGAAACAGUAAAUAUUGUUCUGAAAAGCAAAAUUCCUAGGGAUUUCUUUGAUGUAUUCCAAUAAUAUUCAUUAAAUAACAAGAUGGAUAAGUAUGACACGUCUCAACUGACGGAGUUCCCUCGUUUCGAGCCGGAAUCUACGCAAAGUGGCGUGUCGACCUUCUUCAACAAAUUGUGGAAGUUUCCUAUAUUUUCACCAAGUGAGACCUCGGAGAAUUUGCAGACCAAAGCUUCAGGGGAUGAGAAACAGAAUGCUCCCACUCCCGAGGAGCCGAAUAAACAGGAUUACGAGGAUAUCAAGCCGGAUCCUGGAGCUUAUGCGGUAGAGUUUGAGGGGCGUAGUUUGCCUAAUGUGUUGAAGAGGAUAAGCAGCCUUGUUGCUUUGGGGUCAGGGGGCGGCAUAAGAUACGCGGACACCGAGCUAGCUCGCUAUUGGAUGCCCGACGACAUCUCGCGAGAGUGCUACGAGUGUGCGACGCGGUUCAACGCGCUGCGCCGGCGACACCACUGCCGCGUCUGCGGGCAGAUAUUCUGUUCCCGGUGCUGUAGCCAGCGUGUACCAGGUCAAAUAUUCGGAUGCGCGGGAGGUCUUCGCGUUUGUAACUAUUGCUGCAAUGUGGUGCUCAGUUACUUGAAGGAGAAUGAUGCUAAUGGAGAGAUGUCCACUGACCUUAGAACUCUGCAAGAGAAUCUGCAGGUUAAAUUCCCCGAGCACAAAUCUUCACAAGCGAAGAACCGCGACAACUUCAUGUUUGCGCGCGAGCAGGAAGAGCGCUGUGAGACGCGCCCGUCGCCCAAGGAAGCGCUGCAAGAUAUCUUCAGACAACUAUCCUUCACGCUGCCCACGCAGCAACACAGGUACCGCUUGGUCCGGUACAACGGAGUGUGGCGAGGAUGCGAUAUAUUGCAGUGGGUGAUGGAUAACACUAAUAACAAGACAAGAGCCCAAGCGACCCUCAUAUGCCAGAACCUCCUGACCUCCGGCUACAUGGAGUCCAUGACAGAGCUCCCUCAGUUCUGCGACUACGGCCUGUACAAGCCGUCGGGCGCGGUGGCGGCGCGUGCGCAGCAGUCGCCGUCGCCGCCGGAGAGCCCGCGCCUCGUGGAGAGCGUGUCGUCGUACUGCCUCGACCUCAACCUGCCGCACCGCUGCGCGCGCCUCGUCAAGGCCACGCGCACAGAACAAAAAUCUACGCCGUCCAGCGAAGAAGAGAACCCAGUUUUAGAGCAUAGUGAAGGUCACCCAGAAAACAAGAACAUCUGCAAAGCGAUAGUGGAGUCCGGGGAAGACCACCUUCUGCUGCUAAUGCGACAGUGCCUGGCCCGGGAAGCGCUGGCCGCCUCCUGGCUACAAGUGCUCUACCCACUGUGCCACCAGGCCGCCGACAUUGUCAUGCCGGACAUAUACAGCAACGACAUAGACGUCCGUAACUACGUGCAAGUUAAGAAGGUCCCCGGUGGUGCUCCGCGAGACAGCACCGUGGUGCAAGGAGUCGUCAUGACUAAGAAUGUUGCUCACAGAGGAAUGCCACAACAGAUAUCCAACCCCACAGUACUGCUACUCGACUGCUCUAUCGCGUACCAGAGAGUAGAAGGAAAGCUCACAUCGCUUGAGCCGGUCUUGAUGCAGGAGCAAGAAUACUUAGUCCGCUGCGCAGCGCGUAUAACAGCGCUGCGGCCGCAAGUGGUGCUGGUGAAGGGGUCCGUGGCGCGUGGAGUGCAGGAUGCCCUGCGCACGGAGGGCGUAGCCCUGGCGGCGGGGGUGCGCGAACGUGCGCUCAAGAGGGUCGCGCGGGGCACUCGCGCUGAAAUAGUCACCUCCAUCGAUGCCAGGAUCGGGACGCCGAAACUUGGAACAUGUCGAAAUUUCUAUGUUAAGAACUAUUCAAGCAAAACCCUAAUGGUACUAGAAGGCUGUGCGGAACCACAGUUUGGUUGCUGCAUACUGCUAAGAGGAGCAUCCCAACAGGAGUUGGUUAGAGUCAAGAAAGUCGUCAAAUUCAUGCUUCUAGCGUGUUACAACUGGAAGCUAGAAAAGGCAUUCCUUGGUGAUAUCGAAGCUUCACUCCCAGAAGCGGGAAUGACAUUCGAUGAUGACAACAACGACGAAAAUGACGUAUUCAAAUCCGAAAUGACCAAAGGAAAUGAUGAUGCUAAAAGCAAUGAUUUUGAUGGAAACAGCAAUGAUUUUAAUGAAGUCAAAGCUGAUAUAGAAGAUAAGGAAAGAAAUCCUAAUAGUCCAAUUGAAAAAUCUAGUGAUAAUGUUAAUUAUACUGUUAAAACUGAUAUGAAAAGUGAUUUAAAUGAUGCUACAAAUGGCAAUGAAAAAUCUGUUAAAGAAUCAAAAUCUAGUAUAACGGAUUCUAAAUCCCAAGAGUUAGAUGAUCCUUUGCAAAAAGCAAAGACAUUUAGUCGCAAAACGGACAGUGAUAAGACUUUGAGUUGUGGUGUGCCUAUUAGAGACUUUAGUGAUCCAUUGCGCGCCACGUUGUCGGUCGAUGAUGACGUGUUCCUACCGAAGCAGGAAGGGAUGCUGAAAGCUGAUGACACUCAUAGCGAUAGAUGGUCGACAGACGACGCGGUGCUGUCGAUGUCCCCCAACGUGGUGAUCCCGGCGCCGUACCUGGAGACGGAGGCGGGCCGCAAGUGCCCGCUGCGGCGCUACUGCCCGCGGCCGCCGCUGCGCGCCCCGCGCCGCGCCCCGCACACGCCGCGCGCCGCGCCGCGCCGCCGCAGCCGCCCGCACCCGCCGCACGUGCUGCUCAAGGAGGUGCACCCAUUCAUAGCCAACCCAAUAACAGCGCCAGCGGACGACCCGGCGCUGCGAGCGUCUCUCGCGCACUACCGCGCCACCGGCUGUCGACUGGUUAACAACAAUCAUAUGCCCGGCUGCCCUCAAUACAAACCAUCAGUAAUAAAGAAGACCCCUAAAGUACCAGAAGUAGAAUCCAGUCAGAAGGAGAUUGAAAAGGAGCCGCUGGAGCCGCUCGCCCCGGAGAACCACCAGCGUCUGAGCGUGCUGCUGUACAGCUUCAGCAAUAAGUCCGCCAACGUGCCCGACUUCUGCGUCAACCCUUGGAUAGUGACAAUGGAGAUGUACGGUCAGCGCGACAUAUCUCUGGGCGCGUUCCUUGAAAAGUACUGCUUCAACGCAGAGUUCAAGUGCUCCUCCAGCACUUGCCAGGUGCCCAUGAACCAGCAUGUUAGAAGAUUUGUGCAUGGCGAUGUGUGUAUCACGAUCACUUGCAACACAGUGGGACACAGCAACGUCGAUAAGAUUAAAGAGGAGCAGAGUAAACAGGUAAUGUUCUGGUCCCGCUGCGAGUCGUGCGGCGCGGUGGGCCGCGCGGCCCGGCUGUCGCGCGCCGCGCUGUGCCUCUCGCUCGCACAGUACAUCCGCCUGCGCUGCCUGGCGCCGCGCUACGUGCGGGCGCGUACGUGCCCGCACCCGCUGCACGCGCACGCACACGCGUUCGUUUGUCGCCUUACUACUGCUUGCUUCAGGUUCAGUAAGAUCCAGACGUUCGACAUCAAGCUUCCUCCUGAGACGAUCCACACCAAAUAUGACACGAAGCAAAUGCGAGACGCGUUGAUAUCACAACUCAACGAACUCAUGCAUAAAGGUCACGAGACGUUCGGCGGCGUGACUGAGGCGGAUGCCGACAAGGAGUACCAGGCCUUUAAGCAGCAUAUGGACCAGAUACACCUGCAGCUCACCUCCUCGCAUCUGCAGGAGCAGACCUCACUCGCUGCUGUGGUACGUAGUUUAUGGAGCGUGUCAGAUCAGAUUAUAAAUGGAGAGAAGAUGCUCAGAGACGCUCAAGACAAGUGGUCCAGCCCUCCUGCCAAACCUGCAAAGACACAGCCAGAAAAUAACGUUGAAGAGAAGUCCGAUAUAGAAGAUUCGGGCGACGCUGCUAACAACGAAUCAGGCACCACUUAUGUUUUCGCAGACAACACCUCUAAGGAAUGUGACAAAGACCAUGGGGGAACAGAAGAAGAUGAGGAAAAAGGAGACAAGAAGACAGUCAGACAAAUAUUGUCACAGUUGCUGUCCAACAACUCGGCCAACUCUAACCAGAGCGGCAUGAUAAUCUCGUCGGGGCUACUCCCGGUGCUGGUGCUGGCGGGCGAGAUCGGGUCGGUGAUCGCGGCCACGCUGGCUUCCGUCACGUACACGCGGGCGCAGCGCCGCCACGACGCCGACGACGACAGGCACAAGCAGACGCACAUCGAGCUGCUGCUCAAGGACGGCCUGGUCUGCCGAGUAUACUACGCGGCGCAGUUCCAGAAGCUGCGGCACAUGCUGAUAGCGCCCCUGGACGGCAACCCGCAUAUCACCGACGAGUUCGCGAGUCGCGCUACGGGCGGCGCCGGGGACAAGUGCUGCUGCGACGACCGAGAGAAAGACGGUAAAACUCUGUGCGACGUGGAAGAAGGCUUCAUCAGAUCGCUGGCGUAUUGCGUCCCGUGGGCCGCCAAGGGAGGGAAGUCCGGCUCCACCUUUUGUAAAACUAAAGAUGAUAGAUACGUGCUGAAAGAGAUGACGAAGCCUGAGUGGCAGCAGUUCCUGGAGUUCGCGCCGCAUUACUUCAACUACGUCACCACUUGUCACCAGAACAAACAACCUAGUUUACUGGCUCGGAUCCUCGGCGUGUACAGCGUAGGCGGCGCGGGCAACGGCGUGCUGGUGAUGGAGAACAUCUGGUACGGCUGCGACAGCUCGGUGAAGCGGUUCGACCUCAAGGGCUCCAGCAGGCACCGCCUCACCGCCGACACGCAGCCGCUGGCUGUGCUCAUGGAUGAAAACCUGCUGCAAUUGCGGUGGGAGACCCCCCUGUACGUGCAGUCCCACACGGGCAGCGUGCUGUGGCGCUGCAUCGAGCGGGACACCGACUUCCUCGCCGCGCACUGCGUCAUGGACUACUCCCUGCUGCUCGGCAUAGACGGGCACACGCUCGUGCUGGGGGUCAUAGAUUAUAUCCGAACCUUCACAUGGGACAAGAAGCUGGAGCACCUGGUGAAGAAGAACCUGGGCUCGGGGCAGCCCACCGUGGUGUCCCCGGCCGAGUACAAGCGCCGGUUCAGCGCAGCCGCACACAAGUACUUCCUGCAGUGCGUCGCACACUGGGACCACCUCUACUCACACGACACGGGGCCCGACCACGAGUGACGAGACAUCGUAUCGCGAUCGUGCGCACAAUCGUGUCAUACACAUGUAUAAAGCGAUUGAUGAAUGUGGAGAAGUGUAUCAGAAUCGAAGCAAAUGGAAUUCCAUAGUAUCUGCUUACCCCGGUGGGAAAUAGGCGUGAGUUUAUGUAUGUGUUUAAAAUGAUUCUAGCAAAUGUCAAUUUUGGUUGACACAAAAGGAUAGAAAGAAGCAUAGCAAAGUGCGAUGCGGUGCGACCAGAUUUAGUUCAACCCUAAAAGAGUUGUACUGAACAUCCAAAGAACUAUCUUACAAUAAACUAUAUUUAAAUCAAAUGUUAUCUACACGUCGUCACUUACCAGGGGCCUGUUUAAUAAAACUUACAAUUGUAAAUUACAACUACAAUUUGGUGUUCAUUACGUAGCUAAUAUGAAACUGCAAAAUAUUCGUAAUCACACACUCCGCAAUGUACAUCAAAUUGUAAUUGUAAUUUACAAUUGUAAGUUUUAUUAAACAGGCCCCUGGUGGGAUUGUGGUCAAACGCCAGACUAUAUUAUUUUAAAAAGUAAUACAGGGCAAUUUAUAAUUUUUAAAUUGUAUGAUCGAUUAGAUAUCGUCACUGCCCUCGCUACACGACAACGCGACGCGAAUUAUAUCGGGGGAUGUGACAAAUUUUCAAUUCCAUGCUUUGCAAUCAUGAUCAUCAAAUUCGAUAAAGGGAUAAAAAGUUACUUCGUACGUCUUUUUGUGGCCUAUUGGCGCUCACAUAAUGUUGCCUUUCGAGUGAUGAUAUUCAAACGCGAAAUAUUAGGAUCUGACUUUUAUAGUAUUAUUAUACAUAGAUAUACAUUCCUUAUUUCAUAGGUAAACAAAUUAUAUUUGUUCACUUUUAAGUUUAUUAUCUCGUUAUUUUUACUGUAAUAGAGUCGUAAGUAAAUUAUUGCA